Molecule: messenger RNA, 1142 nt
Organism: Tigriopus californicus
Lineage: Eukaryota; Metazoa; Arthropoda; Copepoda; Harpacticoida; Harpacticidae
Product: N66 matrix protein-like
Exons: 2
Coding region: 80-1021 (313 amino acids)
Source: RefSeq, a predicted model, not a curated record
GUUAAGGUAAACAUUACAGUGCCAGUAGACUUGGACUUAGACCGGUUCGAGCAUUUCUUCUCUAUAUCCUCUAGUUGUAAUGAAUUCCAAAUUGAUUUGCUCCCUCCUCGUUUUCCUAGCCGUGGUAAACGUUAGUGUUGCACAUGGCCGUGGGCGAAGGCGUGGCAAUUGUGGAGGAGGUGGCAACGGAGGUGGUGGCAAUGGCGGUGAUGGCGGAUCCGGGGGGGGUGGCGGCACUGAAGGUGGUAUUGGGGGCGGAGGAACCGGUGGUGGCGGUGAUGGAGGUGGGGCAGGAACAGGAGGUCCUGGAAAUGGUGGCGCUCCACUCAUAAUCAACCCAAACCAGCGCCGGGACGACUCGGAACUGAAUAACAACAACAACAGCAACAAUACCCUAGAGUUUAGUGGCGUGGAUGGGGACAACAAUGAAAACGAUGGAGGAGAAAGUGAAGCUUUCAAUGGAGGAAACAAUAGUGGAGAAAGCAGCGGAGCGAAUGAAUUUGAUGGCUUUCGCCCUCGCCCAGGUCCCCCAAACAGAUUCAGGGGCAAUAACGGCUUCCAAAACGGCAGAUUCCCAGGCAACGAUGGUUUCCAACCUGGCCGAUUCCAGGGCAACAAUGGAUUCCAACCUGACCGAUUCCAGGGCAACAAUGGAUUCCAACCUGACCGAUUCCAGGGCAACAAUGGAUUCCAACCUGACAGAUUCCAGGGUGGUAAUGGUUUCCGAGGAGGCAGAUUCCAGGGCGUCAAUGGUUUCCAAAAUGGUAGAUUUCAGGGUGGUAAUGGUUUCCAAAAUGGUAGAUUCCAGAGCGGUAGCGAUUUCCAACGAGGCAGAUUCCGUGGUAAUAAUGGUUUCCAAGGAGGCAGAUUCCAGGGCAGCAAUCAAUUUCAAGGAGGCAGAUCCCAGGGCAACAAUGGUUUCCGAGAAGGCAGAUUCCAGGGCAACAACCAAUUUCAAGGUGGCAGAUCCCGCGGCAAUAAUGGUCCCCAAGAACAAGGUGACUUCCGCGGUGAAAAUUGAUAAGCUGGAUUGUCUACAGACUAUGGAUAUCAAAACUUGGAUAUUCUCCUGACAAGUCGUUUACAAAGUGAUGGAUUAAUUUGUUAGCUUAUAUGUGGAUAAAUGCCAAGCUCAAACCAAA